UUAUCCAUUAGUAUAAUAUCCAUUCACAUGCUCCGUUUUCUAGAUAUAAUUAAUUGUAGUGUAACAUCACUAGUCACCAGUCAAUACACUGCCAUCAAAGGUUCCAUUAAUUUACAGUGACUGUGAUAUAUGGCGCAUCAAAGUCCCGUAGCACUAGUAGUUGGAGUAACGGGAAUGGCUGGCCUAAGCUUAGCCAAAGCCUUGAAGCAGCCUGAUUGUCUCGGAGGUCCAUGGAAAGUUUAUGGCGCAGCUCGCCAUUCCCCCGAUGAAUGGUUCCCUUCUUCCAUCCUCGACAGCUUCAUAACCUUCGACGCAGUUAACUCAGCUGACACACGCGCCAAGCUAUUACCUAUAGCUAACGAAGUCACCCACCUAUUCUGGGUCACAUUCCAGCUUGUAGCAGACGAAGAAGUUAAGAUCAGCGUUAACAAAUCCAUGCUUCUUAACGUUCUCACUGUCCUAAAAUCUUAUCCGUCUUCGCCUCUCACCCAUAUAACAGUACAAACAGGAACCAAACACUACUUGGGUCCAGUGCAUGACCCGGUUCAGUCUACCAAACUUAUCUGCCACGAACCACCUUUCGAAGAGAAUAUGCCUCGACUCUCUUAUCCAAAUUUCUAUUACGCGCUUGAGGAUCUCGUUAAAUCCUAUGCACCUUCAAUUACAUACUCAAUACAUCGUUCCUCUAUCAUAAUAGGUGCUUCGCCAAGAAGUGCAUACAACAUGCUGAUGGUACUAGCGACAUACGCUGCCAUAUGUCGCCAGGUAGGAUUACCGUUUCGUUUUCCAGGAAAUAGGUACACUUGGGAGCAUUUCUGUGAUAUGACGGAUGCUCGUGUGCUGGCAAAGCAACAUGUAUGGGCUGCAGUUACAAAGAAGGCUAAGAACCAAGCGUUUAAUUGCACAAAUGGUGACGUUUUCGCAUGGAAGAGUAUGUGGAAGGUGCUUUGUAAGACUUUUGCUGUUAAGUUUGUGGAUUUGGAUGAAAAGGAAGAGUUUGAUUUGGUGCAGUUUAUGCGUGAUAAGGGUGAGGUUUGGGAUCAGAUUGUGGAGGAGUAUGGACUUCAUAAGACCAAAUUGGAGGAAAUUGCUUGUUUUGAUGCCUUGGUGCCAGUUUUUCGAUUUGAGUUUCAACUUGUAUCUAGUAUGAAUAAGAGUAAAAAUUAUGAGUUUUUUGAGUAUGCUGAGACGUUUAAUAGUGUGAAAUUCUGGGUGAUGAAGCUGAGGGAGAUGAAUCUCAUACCCAUCUACGAACAUUGAACUACAUUGUUGUUUUUAUCUCUCUCUUGUAAUAAUAUCGUUUGUUUCUAUCUGCUUUAUGUAUUGUUAAAAAUCUUUUUCACCUAACAAGAGUUAAUAAUGCCCAUUCCUUUCUUUUGAA
This is a messenger RNA of Medicago truncatula (barrel medic), 1381 nucleotides long. RefSeq names its product (S)-8-oxocitronellyl enol synthase CYC2. The transcript has a single exon. Bases 130 to 1260 code for a protein of 376 amino acids. The record is from RefSeq and is a predicted model, not a curated record. Lineage: Eukaryota; Viridiplantae; Streptophyta; Magnoliopsida; Fabales; Fabaceae.